AUGAAAGAACCUUCUAUUAAGACAACAUUUGUUGAAGUAACAAAUAAACUCCCUACAAAACCACCAUGUCGUGUAUUUUUCAAAAAUGAGUUUGAGCAACCAUCGGGUAGUUUUAAGUUGCGAGGAAUGGGUCAUUUAGUGGCAGUUUCUAUUGAAAAUGCCAAAAAACUCGGCAAACAAAAUGUUGAAAUAUUUUCAUCUUCUGGAGGAAAUGCUGGAUUAGCAGCUGCUUAUGCUAGUAAGUAUUUUGGUUUGAAAUGUACCGUUGUUUUACCUGAGUCAUCGAAACCUACAGUUAUUGAAAAGUUAAAAAGUUUAGGUGCGAAGGUUAUUGUGCAUGGCAAACACUGGGGUGAAGCCGAUAGCUAUUUAACGGAUGUUGUGAUCCAACAAGUACAUCAUUCAGUGUACCCUGUUUAUUGUCACCCUUUUGAAGAUCCAUUAUUAUGGGAGGGUCAUAGUAAGAUGAUUACAGAAAUCCUUGAAGAGAAACAAUUGCCCAAUUUUGAUAAAGUAAAAGGUGUAAUUUGUUCAGUUGGAGGGGGUGGCUUGUAUAAUGGUGUUGUUGAAGGUUUAAAGUACUAUAAAAAUAUUCCUGUAUUAGCUAUUGAGACCAAACAAGCGCCUACUUUUCAUGCUGCCGUUAAAGAAGGUCAAGUGGUGCAUUUAGAAGAAGUUAAAACUUUAGCAACUUCAUUGGCUUCACCUUAUAUUUCAUCAAAAGCAUUGACCAAUUAUACUGACCAUAAAACAUUUCUUGCAGAAAUUGAUGAUUUAGAUGCAAUUAGAGGAACAAUUGAUUUGUACGAUAAUUUCGGAUAUUUGGUCGAACCUGCAUGUGGAGCAUCAGUGACACCAGUGUUUCAUCGACAAGAUUUAUUGAAGAACUAUUUUGGUGACGAGGAGUUAAAGCCAGAUGAUAUUAUAAUCGUUAUCGUUUGUGGUGGAUCUGGGAUAAACAAUGAAAUUAUUUCCAAUUAUAGAAGUUUAUUAGAAUAG
This is a messenger RNA of Candida tropicalis MYA-3404, 999 nucleotides long. Its product is annotated as L-serine/L-threonine ammonia-lyase. The transcript has a single exon. NCBI's taxonomy places the organism in Eukaryota, Fungi, Ascomycota, Pichiomycetes, Serinales, Debaryomycetaceae. Gene Ontology annotation, biological process: L-threonine catabolic process; L-serine catabolic process. The coding region runs from base 1 to 999 and encodes 332 amino acids. The record is from RefSeq and is a predicted model, not a curated record. Gene Ontology annotation, molecular function: L-serine ammonia-lyase activity; pyridoxal phosphate binding; threonine deaminase activity.